AUGCAUCAAACUGAGUCGUGGGGGUCUUACAUGGCAACAAGAACCAGCCUUGGCGACCCACUGGAACGCAUAGGAAGGCUAGCCUCAGAGAAUGCAGUGGUGAUCUUUAGCAUAAGCUCGUGUUGCAUGUGCCAUGCUAUAAAGAGGCUCUUUUGUGGCAUGGGAGUGAACCCAACAGUGUACGAGCUGGACGAGGACCCAAGAGGUAAAGAAAUGGAGAAGGCUCUCAUGAGGCUUCUCGGUAGCUCCUCUGCCGUUCCUGUUGUUUUCAUUGGUGGUAAGCUUGUGGGUGCCAUGGAUAGAGUCAUGGCUUCCCAUAUUAAUGGCACUCUGGUCCCUCUUCUUAAGGAAGCUGGUGCUCUUUGGCUUUGA
Dovyalis caffra is the source of this 372-nucleotide messenger RNA. Lineage: Eukaryota; Viridiplantae; Streptophyta; Magnoliopsida; Malpighiales; Salicaceae. The record is from the annotation of a GenBank genome assembly.